This is a messenger RNA of Plodia interpunctella (Indianmeal moth), 2195 nucleotides long. RefSeq names its product glucose dehydrogenase [FAD, quinone]-like. Bases 116 to 2020 code for a protein of 634 amino acids. Gene Ontology annotation, molecular function: oxidoreductase activity, acting on CH-OH group of donors; flavin adenine dinucleotide binding. The record is from RefSeq and is a predicted model, not a curated record. The transcript is spliced from 2 exons. NCBI's taxonomy places the organism in Eukaryota, Metazoa, Arthropoda, Insecta, Lepidoptera, Pyralidae.
CUUGAAGGGCCCUGGGUGUAGGGAUUGGAAUUACAUCGUAAGUGUCCACUAUAUUAUGGUGCAGUGGUUUUGAUUAAGUGAAAUGUGAUUGGGACGGGAUAUUAUUUAAAAAAUCAUGUUUCAUAUGUUUAGUUCAAUGUUGUUUCACCGAACGAAAUUUGUGCCGGUUUUCUACGUGUUCAUCACUAUUCUACUGCCAACCCAGACCGUGACAGAACGACCCAUACCGAAUGUCGACCCAAUAACAUCGUUUAUGAACUUCGUCGUAGAUGGCACUGACCAACUGGACAACGAACCACCAGAUGUAGUUAAUCUCCUCUCAGAAUAUGACUUCAUAGUCGUCGGAGCUGGCACGGCCGGGUGUGUCCUCGCCAAUCGUCUCAGUGAAAUACCAGAAUGGAAAGUCUUACUCGUCGAAGCUGGAGUGAAUGAAAAUUUUGUUAUGGAUGUACCUUUAGUCGCCAACUAUCUCCAAUUUACACCCGCUAAUUGGAAAUACAAAACAAAACCUUCCAAUAAAUAUUGCGUUGGAUUCGAAAACAAACAAUGUAAUUGGCCACGAGGCAAAGUUGUUGGGGGUUCAAGUGUUUUAAAUUACAUGAUAUACACAAGAGGCACUGCCUAUGAUUACAAUGCCUGGGAAAAUAUGGGAAACGAAGGCUGGGGUUGGGAUGAGGUACUGCCGUAUUUUAGGAAAAUUGAGCAUUUUAAAAUUCCCAAAUUUGAUAACCCUUAUUACCACGGAUAUGAUGGCUACCUCAACGUCGAACACGCACCCUACCGAAGUCCGAAAGCCAAAGCAUGGGUGAAAGCAGCGAAAGAAUAUGGUUUUACAUACGGUGAUCAUAAUGGACCUAACCCAACGGGCGUGUCUUAUUUACAGCUGUCAAUGAAAAAUGGUACAAGGCAUAGUUCUAGUAGAGCAUAUUUGCACCCAAUAAACGGAAGGCCAAACCUCCAUUUGACCAAAGGAUCUAUGGUUACUAAACUCAUUUUUGAUGAUGCUAUGACCAAAGUAAUAGGCGUAGAGUUAGAAAAACACAACAGAAAAUAUAAGAUACUCGCAAAUAAAGAAGUCAUUUUAUCAGCAGGCGCAAUAAACUCUCCUCAACUACUAAUGCUUUCGGGCAUAGGACCAAAAAGCCAUCUUGAAUCAAAUAAGAUACCAGUAGUGAGAGAUUUGCCAGUUGGAUACAAUCUGAUGGAUCAUAUUGCUGCUGGUGCAUUACAUUUCGUAGUUAAUAAUCAAAAUGUUUCCCUGAGGACUGAAUAUUUACUAAAUCAUUUAGAAAUAGUUUUCAAUUGGAUGAAAACACACAAAGGACCGCUGUCACUCCCGGGUGGUUGUGAAGCGCUAGCAUUUAUGGAUUUGAAAGACAAAUUCAACACGACAGGGUGGCCCGACAUGGAAUUACUAUUCGUUGGUGGAGGUCUGAAUUUUGACCCAUUGUUACCUCGUAAUUUUGGAUUCGACGAGCAAAUAUAUACGGAUACCUUUGGACCGUUGGGCAGAGCGGAAACAUUUAUGGUUUUCCCUAUGUUGAUGCGCCCAAAAUCCAAAGGUAGAGUGAUGUUACAAAGUAGGAACCCUAAGGUGCAUCCAACAAUAAUCCCAAACUACUUUGACGAUCCGGAAGACUUACAGAAAAUCGUAGAAGGAAUCAAAUUGGCUAUAGAAAUAUCGAGACAACCUGCUAUGAAGAAAGUCGGAACUAAAUUAUAUGACGUGCCUAUUGAAGAUUGUUUAGAGUAUGGUCCAUUUGGAAGCGAUGCGUAUUUUGCGUGUCAGGCACAAAUGUUUACUUUUACAAUUUAUCAUCAAAGUGGUACUUGUAAAAUGGGUGUGAAAGGUGAUCCUACGGCGGUGGUAGACCAUAGGUUAAAAGUCCAUAAUAUAGAUCGAUUAAGAGUAAUAGAUGCUAGCAUUAUGCCAGAAAUAGUUUCAAGUCACACAAAUGCUCCAGUUUACAUGAUAGCUGAAAAGGGUGCAGACAUGAUAAAGCAAGACUGGGGUCAUUAAAUCAUGUUAGAUCUAAUCCGUGGGAUCAUCUAAAAUAGGUUUAGCUUUAAUUAGAAAAUAUUCUAGGUUAAGGAGAAGCAAUACUGUGAUGUAAAUUAUAUUGCAAUGGGAUUAUUAAUUUAUUCUUCAACAUUAUCCAUAAAUUUAAGAACUGAAUAAAUAAAAUAAUAUUUUA